This is a messenger RNA of Clarias gariepinus (North African catfish), 1332 nucleotides long. Its product is annotated as alpha-N-acetylgalactosaminide alpha-2,6-sialyltransferase 1-like. Gene Ontology annotation, molecular function: sialyltransferase activity. The coding region runs from base 28 to 1332 and encodes 434 amino acids. The transcript has 9 exons. Lineage: Eukaryota; Metazoa; Chordata; Actinopteri; Siluriformes; Clariidae. The record is from RefSeq and is a predicted model, not a curated record.
AGCUUCAUGUCAAGACAAACCUGAACGAUGCAGAGCCAAGUGAUUUCUCUUUUUGUAUUUCUGCUUUGCUGUAGUUUAAUUUACGUCGUAAUUUGGAUCAUGAUCCCAGUUAAAGGGCCAAGAUACCAAUUAAUUCAGUUGGAUUUUUUUUGGAGUGAUGAAGUCAAAGUAAUGCUAAGAAACAUUUCUGGAACAUCUUCAUUAAAUUUGUCUUCAGGAAAACCCACAGAGGGAAAGUCAAAGCAUCGUGUGACUUUAGAAACAUCACAGCUUAAACCUCAAACAGAAAUAACUCCUAUUCCCAUCCUUUUUAAAAAAAAUUUCACUAAGCUCCCCGAAUGGGAUUUCGAGGAUGUUUAUAUGAAAACCAGUGAAGUACAACGGCCGGUCUGUUCAAAGUCUCUCCAGAAGUCCAAAGACGAAGAGUUUCAACAUGCAGUGAUGUGGAACAUCCAGCUUUGGCUCCACAAUGGUCACCUGAAUAUGAGCGAAUGGAACCGUCUCGCGCACUUUAACAACCCGUUUGGGUUUAUGGAAUAUAAAUAUACUGACAUCAAAAAGGCAGUCGAUUUGAUCCCGAAACCCAAGCACUACCAGCUUUUACCAGUUCCCACUGGUUCAGUGGAUGGAUGUAUUCGCUGCGCUGUAGUCGGCACCAGUGGCAUCCUCAACGUCUCCAGAAUGGGCAAAGAGAUCGACUCCCAUGAUUACGUCUUUCGAGUGAACGGAGCAGUCACUAAAGGCUUUGAGGGGGAUGUCGGAAAUAAAACCUCAGUGUAUGUACACACAUCGUUCGCUUUAAUCCAGUCGCUUAAAAUCCUGGAAAAGUAUGGCUUCAAAAGCAUUCCACAUGAUGAGGGGAUUAUAUAUGUGCUGAUUCCAGAGGGGCAGAGAGAUUUUGAGUGGAUCGAAGGCCUCUUGAAGAAAAAGAGAAUGACAAACGGCUCCUACAAAGGAUACAGACCAUGGACGUACUACAGCAACCGCUUCCAAAAGGAUACAUUUUAUGUGCUUCAUCCUGACUUUCUAAGAUACAUCCGGAACAGGUUUAUGCCAUCUGAAACUCUGAAUAGAUCAUCCUGGCAUUUCUACAGACCCACCAAUGGAGCGUUCGCAUUGUUCUUAGCUCUUCACACCUGUGACGUAGUGGACGUGUAUGGAUUUAUCACUGAAGACCACAGAAAAUACCCCAACUAUUACUAUGACAGAACCACAAAAACACGGGUUAUUUUUUAUGUCAAUCAUGACUAUAAUGUGGAGAUAAAAACUUGGAAAAAACUGCACGAUGCUGGAAUCAUCAAUCUUUACCAAAGAGAUAAAGACCUAGACUAG